AUGACCGGUCUAAUGGUACGAACGGUAGGUCGCGCAGAUCCCGAGGUCCAUCUGUCCCGACGGAACAGAGCUGGCACAGGCAACGCCUUUGGGGAGCCUCCCGCCGCGAGCCUUUCAAACUCGGAAUUCAGAACGACGAUCCUCUGGGAGUUACACGCGAUACUUGUUCCACCGGUUCACGAUCAACACAGUCUUCCCUCGGCGUAA
Molecule: messenger RNA, 207 nt
Organism: Penicillium oxalicum
Lineage: Eukaryota; Fungi; Ascomycota; Eurotiomycetes; Eurotiales; Aspergillaceae
Exons: 1
Coding region: 1-207 (68 amino acids)
Source: RefSeq, a predicted model, not a curated record